Molecule: messenger RNA, 2650 nt
Organism: Triplophysa rosa
Lineage: Eukaryota; Metazoa; Chordata; Actinopteri; Cypriniformes; Nemacheilidae
Product: histone H3-like
Exons: 1
Coding region: 62-472 (136 amino acids)
Cellular component (GO): nucleosome
Molecular function (GO): structural constituent of chromatin; protein heterodimerization activity; DNA binding
Source: RefSeq, a predicted model, not a curated record
AAAAACAGGGGAUCUGUGAAGGUAGGCAUUUUCCGUUCAAGACGCAGAAGACACCGCAGCGAUGGCAAGAACCAAGCAGACCGCUCGCAAAUCCACCGGUGGCAAAGCCCCGAGGAAGCAGCUCGCCACCAAAGCCGCCCGUAAGAGCGCUCCCGCCACCGGCGGCGUGAAGAAGCCCCAUCGUUACAGGCCCGGCACCGUGGCGCUGAGAGAGAUCCGCCGCUACCAGAAGUCCACCGAGCUGCUCAUCCGCAAACUGCCUUUCCAGCGCCUGGUGAGAGAGAUCGCUCAGGACUUCAAGACCGACCUGCGCUUCCAGAGCUCCGCCGUCAUGGCCCUGCAGGAGUCCAGCGAGGCUUAUCUGGUCGGUCUGUUCGAGGACACGAACCUGUGCGCCAUCCACGCCAAGAGGGUCACCAUCAUGCCCAAAGACAUUCAGCUGGCGCGCCGCAUCCGCGGAGAACGCGCAUAAAUCCCGCGUUAACAUCAAACCAACGGCUCUUUUAAGAGCCACCACAUCCACUGAACGAUGUAAUUUCCCUCCUUCCCCGUACAACCGUCUAUAAUCGGUAAAGAGACGAUGAUUCAAAUGCUCAGUUAUGAGCGUGGUGCUGUUGUAGUUCACAAUAUGCCUUGUUUGUAGGCUAACGUGUAUCCCGGUGCGUGAAUGUUUUCUACUGUGUAAUGCAGCAGUGACUGCGUCUAGUUUAUAGUUAAACACGUUUUUUAUACAUGUAACCCCCAUAAGUGCCACUUCUGAAAAAAAGAAGCAAUAUAAACUAUUCAUAUACUAAUUUAGAACCCUCUAUAUUAAACCUGCAUUGUAGAAUUCAACCAAUCAUAAUUCCACAGUAGAUUUAGUAGAUCUGCCUAGCAACAAUUGAGCAUUCGAGUAAAGGAAGUUGCAAUUGGUGGAAAAAUGUUAAGCUCCGCCUUGGUUGUUUUGAGGCGCAUGAUCAAUGAGAGACAUGAGGGAAAAAAGCAGGCAGCGAAGAAAAAAACGUGAUUGAAUCCAGCGAGAUUUUUAUUAGUUGAAAGCCGCUUUUAAAGUGGAAGUUACGUAUCCGAAGGUACUGCAGAAGAUAUAUUUUUCCCUUUAAGUUAAUUUUAGGAUAAAAGGAUGUUUAUUGAAUUUCGGUGAGUGACAAUCUCCUUAAUAAUCAUACGUAGGCCACGUGCAGUUAGCAUGUGCUUCAAUUAAUAUGUUAUGGUUAAGUGUUACAUUUGUUAACAAUACUAUGAAGGUUGUGAUAAUUAAUUUCGAUAGAAUGUAAUGUAAUGAGAGAUAUUUGAUUACCAAUGAAGUGAUGUGUUAUUUUUGAGUGUUAAAAGUGGCAAGAUGCUAAAUGUUAUCUUUAAUAGAGAUGCAUAAUAACGUUGUGGUCAUCUUUUAAAGGGUGUUCACAUGAACUGGAAAUAAUAUGUUGUUAAAAGAUGUGGGAAGUGUAAUUUGGAUGCAUAUUAACUGAAUUAUGUGUGUCACUCGUUUAAUAUGUGGGAUACAUAUGUAUGUGUGUAUAUCAUUCUCAGUCAUUGUUAAAUUCCAAAGCUGAGUUACUUUAUGCUAAUUGUAUGUGCAUUAGUGCAGUUGUUCAUGACAUACUGAUGUAUACUAAUAUAUGUAUAUCAAUGUAUACAAAUCUUUUUUCGAGUCAUUUCGUUCAUCUGAGCAGAGUUAAAUUAAUGUUGCAUGUUAAUAGCCAAAUUACCCCAUAACGUUUAUUUAUGCUAGUUUUGAUCACAUAUAUAUAAUAAGAAAUAACUUAUAUUGUAGUUAGGGACAAGUUAUGAGAAAUAGUUAUUUAAUUAUUUCCUGACAGCAUUUCUGUAAAGUUAUGUAUUUAUAAUUCAUUAACAAUUUUGGGUCACUCAGGUAUGCAAUAAGGUUUACAAAUUGUUGUUUUUUACUAAAAAGUCUCAUGCAGUUUGCAGGGUUAGGGUUUACGGCGUCUGUAAAUCUUAAACGCCGUAAAACCAGGCGACUUUUGAACACCAUGCGUCUGGUUGAUGGCGAAAUAUGACCCAAACGGCUUUCCAUACAAACGGCCUUCCAUAUCAGUGAAGCGCGUGUCCAGGCUUGUAUCGCUUUAGACCAAUGACGUCAUAUAUGACGUCAGAAGCUUCGCUUCCGCCUGAGUGGUCCAAAUAAUGGCUUGAAAUAAAUGCGUGUAAAUCAAUUAAGUUAAUUACACAGUUAUGUUAUACAAUAAUUAUAUUAUAUACCACCAGAAAAUACACAUUAUAUUCAUAUAAAUAUAUGAGUCUAUGUGGUAAUUGAUAUUUUUUCUUCACCGUUAUUUCUUAGCCUUAACCGGCGCAAAAUACAGUGUAUCACAGACCACAUCAGGCACAUCUGUAAUGUAUCUGCAUGUUUUACCCUCUUUGGCCACCAGAUGGUACUGUGAGCAAAUGAAGCCUCGAGAAAUGACCCCUUUUGUGAACCACUCGGCUAAAAAGCUUCAUCUCGCCACCACUACUCGUUUCGUUUUCCCGGUGGCGCUUCGGAGAACUCUUUUUCAACUGAUAAGAUUAACCUGUUGUGCUGCACACUUCUGGUGCUCGAUAAAGAAACACCAUCAUUGUCGCCUGCCUAGUUUUAAACGUAAGCGCGUGCAAUAGAUUGCGAGUAACGCAUAAAAGGGUGUAAUAC